Molecule: messenger RNA, 342 nt
Organism: Bactrocera dorsalis (oriental fruit fly)
Lineage: Eukaryota; Metazoa; Arthropoda; Insecta; Diptera; Tephritidae
Exons: 1
Coding region: 1-342 (113 amino acids)
Molecular function (GO): nucleic acid binding
Source: RefSeq, a predicted model, not a curated record
AUGUUCAACGUAACCAGCUUCGUCGGCGCCGAUCGCAAGCAGCGCGAGCUGAAAGAGGCGUUUCUGGCCGAGGCAACGGCAGUGAAAGGAUUCGCCGCAAGGGGAUUCAGCUUCACCUUUAUACCACCGAGGGCUCAGCACUUCGGCGGAUUAUGGGAAGCAGCCGUGAAGUCCGCCAAACACCACAUCGUUCGCGUAAUCGGCAACGCGCUACUCACAGCAGAGAAGCUUACUACACUGUUGGCCGAAGUGAAGGCUAUCCUCAACUCGCGCCCCUUAGUACCUCUGAGCCAAGAUCCCAACGACGGCGAGGCGUUACGGAUACGCUGGUGUAUCUGUUAA